UUUUCCGUUCCUUUUUUUUCUUUGCAAAUAUGCUUCAUUUACUUGGUGUCAAUUUGCCAGACAGAAAGAUUAUUAGUCGAGCACUUCAAUACUUUUAUGGUAUUGGUGAAACUACGGCUAAUAAAAUAUGUAAAGACUUGUCAAUUGCACCUACAGUUAAAGUAGCAGAAUUAAGUGAAGUUCAGAUCAACGAAUUGACCAAUACCCUCGCCAACAUGACAAUUGAAACUGAUUUAAGGAGACAAGUGCGAGAGAGUAUUAUGCAUCAUAGAAACAUUGGUAAUUACAUUGGCAGACGACACGCGAUGGGUUUACCUGUGAGAGGGCAAAGAACGAGAAAUAACGCUAGCACUGCCAAAAAGUUGAAUGGAAGAUGGCUUCAACGUAGAACAAUUUGGACACAAGUACAGCAAACACCAUUAAAUAAUUUUUUAGAAAAAUUCAUGUAAAAUAAUAAUAAUAAAACGAAGGGACGAUUCUAUAUCAAAAGCAAAAGAAAGGGGGGUAUCUUCAUUAUUUUCUUUAAUCUUGAUGUCCACUGCAUGUAACAAAACUGACAAGGCUUUUCCAAAAUCCAUGCUUUUCUCUUCUUUCUUUUUGUUGACUAAAAGGAUCUUGUAAGGGAAC
Rhizopus microsporus ATCC 52813 is the source of this 627-nucleotide messenger RNA. RefSeq names its product 30S ribosomal protein S13. Gene Ontology annotation, cellular component: ribosome; mitochondrion; small ribosomal subunit. NCBI's taxonomy places the organism in Eukaryota, Fungi, Mucoromycota, Mucoromycetes, Mucorales, Rhizopodaceae. The record is from RefSeq and is a predicted model, not a curated record. The transcript has 2 exons. Gene Ontology annotation, biological process: translation. The coding region runs from base 30 to 449 and encodes 139 amino acids. Gene Ontology annotation, molecular function: structural constituent of ribosome; RNA binding.